This is a messenger RNA of Lepisosteus oculatus (spotted gar), 895 nucleotides long. Lineage: Eukaryota; Metazoa; Chordata; Actinopteri; Semionotiformes; Lepisosteidae. The record is from RefSeq and is a predicted model, not a curated record.
AUGGCGCUAGCUUCGUCGCGCCACACUCGUUACCGUAAUCACCCACGAAAGGAAGAGUUGCGCACUCGAGAUCGGGACAGGAGGAAGUACCAGGCGCUGAGCCGGCGCUGUAAGGAGCUGGAGCAGGUGAACGAGAGAAUCUUGUCCCGCCUCCACCAAGUGUGCCGGCUGACGCGGCGCCUGAAGAAGGAGCGCAGGUUCCUGAUGAAGACGCUGACUUCCUACGGGGACGACUUCCGCAGCGCUCAGCUGACCCUGCUGCUGGAGGAGGAAGGCGGGGCCCUGGCGGACUCUGCCCACGGUGGGGAGGAGGAGGGACUGCACGAGCCCUCUGGCUCCUCCCCCUCGUCCGUCCUUCAGCCAGCAGCCGGGCCCAGGAAGAAGAGGCACCGCGGCGCGCGGGAGAGAGACCGGGAGCUGCAGGCGGAGCCGCAGUUCAGCGGGUACCCCAGCCCCCCCGACUUCAGCUGACCCGCGGGUGCUGAGCCCCUCCGCAGCCCGGAUCCACGGCUGGCCUGUGGGAGAGGAGCCCACUGCGUCCACAGUCCAGACAUCACUGGGAGCAGGACUCUCUCGUCACUGGCAGCUCACUGCACAACAGUGCCCUCCUGUGGCUGGGCAGGGGUCUCCUGGGAGAGCUGAGCUGGGGGUCCGCAGUGCCGUCGGAGAGCUGAGCUGGGGGUCCGCAGUGCCGUCAGUGAGCUGAGCUGGGGGUCCACAGUGCUGUGAUUGACUGUUUCUGAUUGUAAAAAUAGGGAUUUUUAAUAUAAUUAUUGAAAAUAAUAGAAAAAAAGGUUGUUGAUCCAUUAUUUCUUUUAACAAACACAAAGAUGAACCUCAGAGCAGCCUCUGUAAAUGUGUCAACAAUAAAGGAGAAAGGGCUGUUGGCAAUGGA